AUGGAAGAAAUCAGUGAAACAUUUGACUUCAUCGACUAUACAAAGUUAGUCAUUGCAGAAAUGUUGGAACAACUACAGAACAAGAAGAAUAAGGACUUGCCGCUUGACAAUAUAGAUUCACUUGUAAUCACAAACCCCCGCCAUCCUGAAAUCAAAAUUGGUCAGAUCUACAAAGACAAGGCAACACUAAAAAGCGUUCUUAGCUAUUUUGCAAUAACAAACCACUUCCAAUACAAGGUGUUCAAAUCAUGCUCUAGAGAAUACAACAUUAUUUGUUUGGACAAAAACUGCAAGUGGUCCAUAAGAGCAUCAAGGAAUGGAACAACACAAGCAUUCAUCAUCAGAAAAUAUUAUAAAAUACACACAUGCUCUUUGGAUAUCAGAUUCGGUGAUCAACGACAAGCACCAUCAAAAUUAAUAGGAAACUACAUAAAGCCAAAGUUCCUCAACCUGAAAACAACAUGCACUCCACUAGACAUCAGAGGUGACUUGAAUGAUAGAUACAGUAUAAAGAUGAAUUAUAUGAAAGCAUGGAGAAGUAAGGAUCAUGCACUCAAUGGAUUACGAGGAAAUGCAAGGGAAUCUUACAACCUAAUACCAAGUUACUUGUACAUGCUACAAAAAACCAACUCUGGAACUAUAGUUGACAUUGAAAAAGGAGAAGAUGAUAGUUUGUUGUUUCUAUUCAUGGCCUUGAAUGCAUCUUUGAGAGGCUGGGCAAAAUGCAAAUCUAUAAUAGUUAUUGAUGGCACUUUCUUGAAGUUUCCAUAUGGAGGAACGUUGCUCUCUGAUAGUGCACAGGAUGCAUGA
Humulus lupulus (European hop) is the source of this 810-nucleotide messenger RNA. RefSeq lists its product as uncharacterized. NCBI's taxonomy places the organism in Eukaryota, Viridiplantae, Streptophyta, Magnoliopsida, Rosales, Cannabaceae. The transcript has a single exon. The record is from RefSeq and is a predicted model, not a curated record. The coding region runs from base 1 to 810 and encodes 269 amino acids.